This is a messenger RNA of Paraphaeosphaeria sporulosa, 1614 nucleotides long. Its product is annotated as mitochondrial carrier protein-like protein rim2. Gene Ontology annotation, biological process: pyrimidine nucleotide import into mitochondrion. The coding region runs from base 200 to 1348 and encodes 382 amino acids. NCBI's taxonomy places the organism in Eukaryota, Fungi, Ascomycota, Dothideomycetes, Pleosporales, Didymosphaeriaceae. The transcript is spliced from 3 exons. Gene Ontology annotation, molecular function: pyrimidine nucleotide transmembrane transporter activity. Gene Ontology annotation, cellular component: mitochondrion. The record is from RefSeq and is a predicted model, not a curated record.
GCAUGACGCGGAGGACGCUUCAUACAUCGCUAAACCUAAUCCGUUCCUAAAUUUCUCUCCGGUGCUUCCACCACCCACGCCUCUCUCCUUUGCCCAACAUUCGCAGCUUGUUUCCACAGCUACAUCGCAGUCUCCCGACGCCACGCUCGCUAUCCUCCUGGUCGCGCCUACCGCAUUCACAAGCGCCACUGCCGGUUCGAUGACCCUCGAUCAUGCGCCGCGCCCUCGAAGCAUCCACGACGACGGCACCCCAUUCAAACAGACACUCCUCCCACAAUCGCGCGAAACAGGCGACGUCAUUCCCCAAAAAAGGCCAGAUGGAACUCCGGUAGCAACUGCAGAAUCGCCUUUCGCAAAGUCAUGGGCGCACUUCAUCGCUGGCGGGCUCGGAGGCAUGGCGUCUGCUACCUUGACCGCCCCGCUCGACGUACUUAAAACUCGCCUCCAAUCCACGUACUACCAGCAGCAUCUCGCGGCAAUGCGCACAGCCCGCGGUCUGCCUCCUAUCGAAACAAUGUCCUUUGCGCGAAGCUCCCUUCUGCACAUCCGUGAGACAGGAGAAAUUCUUUGGCAGGUACCUAAAACAGAGGGCUGGCGAGCACUAUUCAAGGGUCUUGGUCCCAAUCUCAUUGGCGUUGUCCCCGCCCGCGCGAUCAAUUUCUACGCGUACGGCAAUGGCAAGCGAAUUAUUAGCAACCAGUUCAACGAUGGGAAAGAGUCUGCAAUGGUUCAUCUUUUUGCGGCCGCAUGUGCCGGUAUUGUUACCGGAACGGCGACAAAUCCUAUCUGGCUUGUCAAGACGAGACUACAACUCGACAAGAACACGCACGCGGACGGACGGGGCCGCCAGUAUAAGAACGCACUUGAUUGCACCAUGCAAACAAUUCGGAAAGAGGGGAUACGGGGCCUUUACCGCGGCCUUACGGCUAGCUAUCUGGGUGUCACGGAGAGCACUCUGCAGUGGAUGAUGUACGAGCAAAUGAAGCUAGCAUUGGCGAGACGAGAAGAGAGGGUUGCUGCUAGCGGCCGACCACCUACCACCUGGGACCAGACUGUGUCCUGGACGGGCAAAGUAUCAGCGGCUGGCGUUGCCAAGUUCGUCGCUGCUCUGAUAACAUAUCCUCAUGAGGUCGUACGAACUCGAUUGCGACAGGCCCCAUUGGAGAACGGCCAGCUGAAGUAUACUGGCCUAACCCAGUGCUUCAAGUUGAUAUGGAAAGAGGAGGGUAUGGCGGCGCUCUAUGGCGGGUUAGUCCCUCAUAUGUUCCGCGUUGUGCCGAGCGCUGCGAUAAUGUUUGGCACGUAUGAGGCUGUGUUGAAGUUACUUGGAACCAGCAGCAAUCUUUAAGUGCGUUGUAUGUGAGCAUGUACGAUGGGGUCAAUUUCUUUGGGAAUGGCGUACCAAGAAGGAAGAAGAUCAUCAUACCGGCGUUGAUACCCUCCCUUCUCUUCGAAUCUGUAUACUUUAUCUUAGACAUUAUUGGGGUCACUGUAAGUUACUGUACUUUUACGAUUAAAUCUAAGACUGGAUGGACGGGCCAAGCAUGGGAAGGGCACAAAUCUAGAGGAGCAGAUAGGUAGCACUUGCAAAAGUGACAUCUGAUAAACAUCCCC